Branchiostoma belcheri (Belcher's lancelet) is the source of this 2073-nucleotide messenger RNA. RefSeq names its product coadhesin-like. NCBI's taxonomy places the organism in Eukaryota, Metazoa, Chordata, Leptocardii, Amphioxiformes, Branchiostomatidae. The coding region runs from base 1 to 2073 and encodes 690 amino acids. The transcript is spliced from 11 exons. The record is from RefSeq and is a predicted model, not a curated record.
AUGGCGAAAAAUUUCUGUUUCCUGAAUACUUCAAUCUUAUUCUGUCUCCAAUUAGUUGACGGUGGUUGGUCCGACUGGGGAUCAUGGUCUGUUUGUAGCGUGACGUGUGGAGUCGGGACGGAGACUCGGGACAGAACCUGCACCAACCCUGCACCAGAGAACGGAGGGGCAGACUGUGACGGACCUGCUCAGGAGACACAGGCCUGUGACACGGGAGUGUCUUGUCCAGUUGACGGUGGCUGGUCCGACUGGGGCCCAUGGUCUACCUGCAGCGUGACGUGUGGAGUCGGGACAGAGACUCGGGACAGAACCUGCACCAACCCUGCACCAGAGAACGGUGGGGCAGACUGUGACGGACCUGCUCAGGAGACACAGGAAUGUGACACGGGGGUGUCGUGUCCAGUUAACGGUGGUUGGUCCGACUGGGGCCCAUGGUCUGGCUGCAACGUGACGUGUGGAGUCGGGACGGAGACUCGGGACAGAACCUGCACCAACCCUGCACCAGCGAACGGUGGGGCAGACUGUGACGGACCUGCUCAGGAGACACAGGCCUGUGACACGGGGUUGUCUUGUCCAGUUGACGGUGGUUGGUCCGACUGGGGCCCAUGGUCUGUUUGUAGUGUGACGUGUGGAGUCGGGACGGAGACUCGGGACAGAACCUGCACCAACCCUGCACCAGCGAACGGUGGGGCAGACUGUGACGGACCUGCUCAGGAGACACAGGCAUGUGACACGGGGUUGUCUUGUCCAGUUGACGGUGGUUGGUCCGACUGGGGCCCAUGGUCUAACUGUAGCUUGACGUGUGGUGUCGGGACGGAGACUCGGGACAGAACCUGCACCAACCCUGCACCUGCGAACGGUGGGGCAGACUGUGACGGACCUGCUCAGGAGACACAGACAUGUGACACGGGAGUGUCAUGUCCAGUUGACGGUGGUUGGUCCGACUGGGGCCCAUGGUCUGGCUGCAGCGUGACGUGUGGAGUCGGGACGGAGACUCGGGACAGAACCUGCACCAACCCUGCACCAGAGAACGGAGGGGCAGACUGUGACGGACCUGCUCAGGAGACACAGGCCUGUGACACGGGAGUGUCUUGUCCAGUUGACGGUGGUUGGUCCGACUGGGGCCCAUGGUCUGGCUGCAACGUGACGUGUGGAGUCGGGACGGAGACUCGGGACAGAACCUGCACCAACCCUGCACCAGAGAACGGUGGGGCAGACUGUGACGGACCUGCUCAGGAGACACAGGCAUGUGACACGGGAAUUUCUUGUCCAGUUGACGGUGGUUGGUCCAAGUGGGGUCCAUGGUCAAACUGCAGCGUGACGUGUGGAGUCGGGACGGAGACUCGGGAUAGAACCUGCACCAACCCUGCACCAGCGAACGGAGGGGCAGACUGUGACGGACCUGCUCAGGAGACACAGGAAUGUGACACGGGGGUGUCGUGUCCAGUUGACGGUGGUUGGUCAAAUUGGGGCCCAUGGUCUGGCUGCAGUGUAACGUGUGGGGUCGGUACGGAGACUCGGGACAGAACCUGCACCAAUCCUGCACCAGCGAACGGAGGGGCAGACUGUGAUGGACCCGCUCGGGAGACACGAAAGUGUAACACAGGGGUGACUUGUAUAGAUUGUUCCGACCUCUACCCUGGCCUGCGCCCAGCCAUGACCUUUGGCAGGUACCAGAACCAGUGCUUCUGGUCCUCCACUAGGAGCAACCGACGUCUGAACUACAUGGCGGCCCGGCAGGUGUGCAGGUCCCAUGGCGGGACACUGGCUAUGAUCAAAAAUGCUGAUGUGCAGACAUUCCUCACUGAACACCUGAAGAGAGUUAACGGUCGUAGAGCCCAGAGGUCUUACUGGAUGGGCCUGGAUGACCUGACCAUUGAGCGUAGUUUCGUGUGGAAUGACGGCACUUUACUGGGAAGCUAUCGCAAGUUCCGGUCCAGAAACGCCCCUCACAAGGACUGUGUGGCACUGUGGAGGACCAGCAGACUGAGUCGCUGGAUCCCAUCAAAAUGCAGGAAACGACUGCCCUACAUCUGUCAGAUGGGUGAGCAACAAGUGUCGAAAUACACAUAA